Pimephales promelas (fathead minnow) is the source of this 2436-nucleotide messenger RNA. RefSeq names its product TUB like protein 1b (gene tulp1b). Gene Ontology annotation, biological process: protein localization to cilium. Lineage: Eukaryota; Metazoa; Chordata; Actinopteri; Cypriniformes; Leuciscidae. Gene Ontology annotation, cellular component: cilium. Gene Ontology annotation, molecular function: actin filament binding. The record is from RefSeq and is a predicted model, not a curated record.
AUGGAGGUUCAAGCUCCACACUUUCGGCCUUUAGUGGACACACAUUCAGGAUACGGACAUGUCUGCGGAAAAGAAGCCCAAAAAGAAGAAGCCCGAGUCCACUCCAGUAGAGACCAACGGGAGCGAAGCCAAACCCAAAAAGCCGAAGAGCAAGAAGAGUGCAGACCUGUCGGCCGAGAGCAGCCCGGCCACUCAGAAUGGAGAGAAGGUGAAGAAGAAGAAAGUAGAGAAGGAAAAAGAAUCAACAGAGAAGGAGAAAGAAUCCAAAAAGAAAGCGAAAAGUGCCCCAAAGAAGAAGAAGAGUUCUACAGAAGAUGACGACGAUGAUGAAGAGGAUGAUGGAGAGACCACUCCUCAGAAGAAGACAAAGAAAAAGACUUCAAAAGAAAGUUCUGAUGGAAAAUUAAAAGACAAGGAAAAAGACAAGAAGUCCAAAUCAAAAGAGGACGCAGACAGUAAAGGGAAAUCUAAAGCCAAGAAAAAGGAGCCGGCCUCCAUGUUUCAGAUAAAUGGAGACAAGCCUGAAACCAAGAGUAAAAAGAAAGCUGCCAAAUCUGAGAGUGAAGAUGAGAGCGAACCAGAAACCAAAAGCAGCAAGACGAAGAAGAAGAGCAGCUCAAACCCAUCGUCCAUGUUUCAGACCGGAGGGGACAAAGACAAGGACAAAAAGACAAAAAAGACCAAAAAUCCCGCUAAAGCAGACGAGACUGAAGACUCUGAUUCAGAAGUGACGCAAAAAAAGAAAAAGGGCAAAGGGAAAAAAGGCAAAAAGGAGGAGCGAGCACCUUCUCCUGUCAUCGAGUUUGACAAUCUGGAAGAGUUUGUACUUCAACCCGCUCAACAAGGCGUCACGGUAAAGUGCAAAGUGACCCGGGACAAGAGAGGGAUGGACCGAGGCCUUUACCCGACUUACUACCUGCACCUGGACAAUGAGAAGAAAGUGUUUUUGUUAGCGGGAAGGAAGAGGAAAAAAAGCACAACCUCAAACUACUUGAUCUCCAUAGACCCCACCGACCUCUCCAGAGGAGGAGAAAACUUCGUUGGGAAGCUGAGGUCAAAUCUGAUGGGAACUAAGUUCACGGUGUUCGAUAAUGCACUGCAUCCGGACCGUGCUCUGCCGGACAUGUCUAACGCUCGGCAGGAAUUGGCAGCCAUUAUCUAUGAAACAAAUGUUUUGGGCAUGAAAGGGCCGAGACGAAUGAUUAUAAUUAUUCCUGGCAUGACCAAAGAUGGUGAACGAGUCCCCAUACGACCACGUAGUGACAAUAAUGGCCUCCUCAUGAGACAUCAAAACAGAAAUAUGGAAAACUUGAUAGAGCUGCGCAAUAAGACGCCAGUGUGGAAUGAAGAUACGGCGUCACAUGUGUUAAACUUCAACGGCAGAGUCACACAGGCCUCCAUCAAAAACUUCCAGAUAGUGCAUAACAAAGACCUGGACUACAUUGUGAUGCAGUUUGGGAGAGUUGCAGAUGACGCUUUCACUCUGGACUACAGCUAUCCUCUGUGUGCCGUACAAGCCUUUGCCAUCGCCCUCUCCAGCUUUGAUGGCAAGAUCGCCUGCGAGUAGCAGCGUCACGUUUCCUGCGGGUGUCUUUCUGUGAUGUUGUCACAUGGGAAACGUUCUCAGCAUCGGCUCAAUUCUCCACAGCCCAUAAAUCUGUCAAAAUAAAGCACCAUUGCUUGUGGGGUUGCAUGAUUUUACAUGCAUCUGUUGGUCAUAACCUCUUCUAUGGGCUGAAAUCGAAUGUACAGUGGGUGUACUGGAGAACGGAGGGAGUGCCUCCUUUUAUGAUGUUUGAUUUGAGGGUGUGAAAGAUGCAAAUGACCCCUGGUGGUGAGGAGGUCACAUUAGACGUGGUCUGCGCGUAAAAAGGGGGGAAAAGAAACAGUUUUUUGGUUGUAUUUUAAUAUUAGCAAACCGGGUUAAAAACAGCAGUAAAAAGCAGUUUUUUAUUGUGUUUUAUUGGCAGUUGUGCUACAUUUGUGUGUGUGUGUAACUGUGUAAAAAUGCAUGUCCAAGAAAGAUGUGUCUGUGCAAGUGUGCCGAAAGCUGAAGGUCCAGAUUUAUCAGCUGAUUGUACAUUUCAGAUUUUUGCACAUGCAAUAUCAUUGGCAUGACUGAUGCGUGGAGAAUGUCAAACAUCUCAACCACUCAUGCAGUUUUUUGCUUACUCAGACAAACAUUAUCUGGAAUAAUAUGUGUCAUUGCUGAAAUAAGUCCAUGAUCACCUGAUACAGAUGCGAAAACCCAUUGUUUGGUGUUUCUUUUAUUUUGUUUUGCCUUUUACAUGUCAUUAUAGUUUAUGAUUCCUUCUGUAACAUAGGAUGCAUUUGAUAAAAACCCAUAACUGUCUUAAUGCAUGCAGACAAAGGUAAAUUAGACAUGUUCUUUUGUUUUUAAGGAAAAUGCAACUGUGAAAUAAAAUAAAAGUGUUU